AGUAGUCGACGCGAUUUGCAAAAUGGGAGCAAUGCCAUAAUAGAAGAUUGAUCGCUUAGAUAAUUAAUUAUUAGUCGUACGAGUUACGUAACGAUAUCGCGCGUCUACGCUUAUCGUUUGAAUAUAGCUAUAAUGAAUAGAAGGGCGCUUUCAUACUCGCGCGUGUAAUCAAAAUAUAAAUAUUCAAACGUUUAGCACGGUCAAUCUACUCGUUGUUUUGAUAUUGUAAUGUUUCAACAGAAACUGUAUUUAUAUAUUAUCCGCGAAUACAUUAUUUAUCAUCACAGAGGGAUCUGCAGUAAACUAUUCUAUUCUGAGCAAUGAGUCCGCAAAGCCAUAAGAACAAUUUAACUCCAAAAGACAUGCAGUCUAACGGAUACUCCAAUACCAUGACCAAAGAAGCAAGGAAUCAUUCAUCUCCUUGUGAGUCAGUGGAUUCAAUGCCUUGGUUUGGAAUGGACAUAGGUGGUACAUUAUGCAAAUUAGUAUACUUUGAGCCAAAGGAUAUAACGAGAGAUGAAGCAGACGCAGAAGUUGAGAUAUUGAAAAAUAUUCGUCGAUAUCUCACUAAAAAUUCGGCAUAUGGAAAAACUGGCCAUCGUGAUACGCAUUUACAAAUGGAUAAUAUCUGUAUUAGAGGCAGACGAGGAACCUUACAUUUUAUUAGAUUUCCCACAAGUGAAAUGGGAAAUUUUUUAGCAUUAGCAAAAUCAAAAGGUAUGGCAAAUCUUGUGACUACUGUUUGUGCCACUGGGGGUGGUGCUUUUAAAUUCGAAGAUAAUUUUAAAAAGGAAGUAAAUAUGAAUUUGGCAAAAUUUGAUGAAUUAGAUAGUUUAAUACGUGGGAUGCUCUACAUAGAGACCACGAAUCCACAUGAAUGCUAUUAUUGGUCGAAUCCUACCGAUGACAGCAAAUGCCAAAAAGUACCCUAUGAUUUUUCUGAACCAUAUCCUUUCUUGCUCGUUAAUAUAGGCUCCGGAGUAAGCAUAUUAGCUGUAUAUGGACAAGAAAAUUUUAAAAGGAUAUCUGGAACAAGCUUAGGUGGUGGUACAUUUUUGGGAUUAUGCUGUCUUCUUACUGGAUGUAACACUUUUGAAGAAGCAAUAGAAUUAGCAACAGGCGGCGAUAAUACAAGAGUGGAUAAAUUGGUUAAGGAUAUAUACGGCGGUGAUUAUGGUCCUUUCGAUCUUCCUGGAGAUUUAGUUGCGAGCAGUUUUGGACAAAUGAAUUCCAAAGAUCGUAGAAAUACUGUCACAAAGGAAGAUCUGGCGCGUGCAACUCUUGUUACUAUCACAAAUAAUAUUGGUUCUAUCGCGCGUAUGUGUGCUGUUAAUGAAAAAAUUGAAAGGGUUGUAUUUGUAGGAAAUUUUCUCAGAGUAAAUCCCAUAUCAAUGAAAUUGUUGGCCUAUGCUAUGGAUUAUUGGUCUAAAGGAACUUUGAAAGCACUGUUUUUGGAACAUGAAGGUUAUUUCGGAGCGGUGGGAUGUUUAUUACAAUUUAAUGGCGAAUCGAGCUAAACAAUGGGGAAAUAGUCAUAUAACAUGUAGCAUUCCAUAUGACCAACUUCGCAGAACAUUUCUUGAUCGGAGGGUAAUUAUUUUGCUAUAAUUGUUUGAUUACGAGCACAAAUCUAACACAACUCAGCAAAUAGAAUCUGUAAAGGACCAAAUCCAAAAGGAUUAAGGAUAGUCUCUCCUUCCGAUGUUUGUUACAUGCCGCAUAGACUAGUUCUACCUCAUAAUUUAUAUUGUAAAAUUUUUCUACAAAUGUGCACACAAAUUUUUAUGUAUGUAAUAUGGUAAUCAUUAUUACACUUACACAUCUUUUCUCUUCGUAAGUUUAUAAUCGAAUAAAACCAUUGUGUAGCAGUAAAUACUUUCGCACUGAUUGUUAAUAUUA
Acromyrmex echinatior (Panamanian leafcutter ant) is the source of this 1899-nucleotide messenger RNA. It is a transcript of the gene fbl, whose product is annotated as pantothenate kinase 3 fbl. Gene Ontology annotation, molecular function: pantothenate kinase activity; ATP binding. NCBI's taxonomy places the organism in Eukaryota, Metazoa, Arthropoda, Insecta, Hymenoptera, Formicidae. Gene Ontology annotation, cellular component: nucleus; cytosol. Gene Ontology annotation, biological process: coenzyme A biosynthetic process. The record is from RefSeq and is a predicted model, not a curated record.